AGUUCGGACCGCCAACGUCCCACAAUCCUCUGCUCUCGGUUCCUCUUUCCUCGCUCAAGAUGGCGCUGCUCGCGAUACAUUCCUGGCGCUGGGCAGCUGCGGCGGCUGCUUUCGAAAAGCGCCGGCACGGUGUGAUUCUGAUCCGGCCUUUUGUCUCUAUCGGCGGCCCAGGUGCUCAGUGUAGGUCAAGUCAGCUCGGCGGCUCGGGAACUGCGCGGACCUCCCAGAUCUCAGAGUCAUUGAGACAUACCACAUGGCAGAGACUAGGAAAAGGCAAUUCAAGACAGUUAUUAGAUGCUACAAGGGCUGUCCAGGCAUGGCCACUGAUAGAAAAGAGGACAUGUUGGCAUGGUCAUGCAGGAGGAGGACUCCACACAGACCCGAAGGAAGGGUUAAAAGACGUUGAUACUCGGAAAAUCAUAAAAGCAAUGCUCUCUUAUGUAUGGCCCAAAGACAGGCCAGAUCUGCGAGCUAGGGUUGCCAUUUCCUUGGGAUUUUUGGGUGGAGCAAAGGCCAUGAAUAUUGUGGUUCCCUUCAUGUUUAAAUACGCUGUAGACAGCCUCAACCAGAUGUCGGGAAACAUGCUGAACCUGAGUGAUGCACCAAAUACAGUUGCAACCAUGGCAACGGCAGUUCUGAUUGGCUAUGGUGUGUCAAGAGCCGGAGCUGCCUUUUUUAAUGAAGUUCGAAAUGCAGUAUUUGGCAAGGUAGCCCAAAAUUCAAUCCGAAGGAUAGCCAAAAAUGUCUUUCUCCAUCUUCACAACCUGGAUCUGGCUUUCCACCUGAGCAGACAAACAGGAGCUUUAUCAAAGGCUAUUGACAGAGGGACAAGGGGUAUCAGUUUUGUCCUGAGUGCCUUAGUAUUUAAUCUUCUUCCCAUCAUGUUUGAGGUGACUCUUGUCAGUGGUGUUUUGUAUUAUAGAUGUGGUGCCCAGUUCGCAUUGGUGACCCUUGGGACACUUGGUGCAUACACAACAUUUACAGUUGCUGUCACACGGUGGAGAACUAGAUUUAGAAUAGAAAUGAACAAAGCAGAUAAUGAUGCGGGUAAUGCUGCCAUAGACUCGCUGCUGAACUAUGAAACUGUGAAGUAUUUUAAUAAUGAGAAUUAUGAAGCACAAAGAUAUGAUGGAUUUUUGAAGACAUAUGAGACUGCUUCAUUGAAAAGUACCUCUACUCUGGCUAUGCUGAACUUUGGUCAAAGUGCUAUUUUCAGUGUUGGUUUAACAGCCAUAAUGGUGCUUGCCAGUCAGGGAAUUGUGGCAGGUACCCUUACUGUUGGAGAUUUAGUAAUGGUGAAUGGACUACUUUUUCAGCUUUCAUUACCCCUUAACUUUCUGGGAACUGUUUACAGAGAAACUAGACAAGCACUUAUAGAUAUGAACACCUUGUUUACUCUACUCAAGGUAGACACCCGAAUUAAAGACAAAGCGAUGGCAUCUCCCCUUCACAUCACACCACAGACAGCUACGGUGGCCUUCGAAAAUGUACAUUUUGAAUACAUUGAAGGGCAGAAAGUCCUUAAUGGAAUAUCUUUUGAAGUCCCUGCAGGAAAGAAAGUGGCCAUUGUAGGAGGUAGUGGGUCAGGGAAAAGCACAAUAGUGAGGCUGUUGUUUCGCUUCUAUGAACCUCAAAAGGGUAACAUUUACCUUGCUGGUCAAAAUAUACAAGAUGUGAGCCUGGAAAGCCUUCGGAGGGCAGUGGGAGUAGUACCUCAGGAUUCUGUCCUCUUCCAUAAUACCAUUUACUACAACCUCUUAUAUGGAAACAUCAAUGCUUCACCAGAGGAAGUGUAUGCAGUGGCAAAGUUAGCUGGACUGCAUGAUGCAAUUCUUCGAAUGCCACAUGGAUAUGACACCCAAGUAGGGGAACGAGGACUCAAGCUUUCAGGAGGAGAAAAGCAAAGAGUAGCAAUUGCAAGAGCCAUUUUGAAGGACCCCCCUGUUAUUCUCUAUGAUGAAGCCACUUCAUCAUUAGAUUCAAUUACUGAAGAGACUAUUCUUAGUGCCAUGAGGGAUGCAGUCAAACACAGAACUUCUAUUUUCAUUGCACACAGAUUGUCAACAGUGGUCGAUGCAGAUGAAAUCAUUGUCUUGGAACAGGGUAAAGUAGCUGAACGUGGUACCCACCAUGGUUUGCUUGCUAACCCUGGCAGUAUCUAUUCAGAAAUGUGGCAUACACAGAGUAGUCGUGUGCAGAACCAUGAAAACCCCAAAUGGGAUGCAAAGAAAGAAAAUGUAUCCAAAGAAGAGGAAAGGAAGAAAUUACAAGAAGAAAUUGUCAACAGUGUGAAAGGCUGUGGAAACUGUUCCUGCUAAGUCAUAUGAAACAUUUUUCUAUUCUUCCUUUCUUCCAUCCCUCCUUUCUUUUUCCUUGACUACCCAUUUGCACUGAAGCAGAAUUGUUUUAUUAAAAAAUCAUACAUUCCCAUUUUAUAUAAUCCUUCUUUUAGAUAAGAUUUAUUUGAAAAGGGAAUUGAGGUUUACAUCUUUCACAAUCUAAUAUGGUGUAUGUAUUUAUCCCCAAAUUAUUUUCUUGUAAUUGCCUUAGUUGUGAUAAAGCAUAAUUUUUGUUACCAUUUGACUUUACCCCUUUUCAAUUUUUGAAGGCUAAUAGCUAUUUGAUAUCUAACCAGAUGAAUCAGAUUGCUUUCCAGUUUUUUUGUAGUUUUUCAAACCUCCUUUAUGCUGACAAUUUAGAUGGAAAGUGUCUACUUCUUAAAAUUAAAAAAAAAAGGCAAUAUAGGUUCAUUGUUUUUACUCCCCUUCCUCUAUUCAAAUACUUCAGUGAUAGAUACUUAAUAUAUUUUAAGUUAUUUGCCACACAACCUUUAGUAGGAAAAUCCUUGAUUCUCAUGUUGGUGUGAAGAGUGUUCUUCAUCAUUAGCCAGCAUUAUAACUGUCAUCUAGUGGUGGAAAUUUCAUUUUUCCACCAAAUGAGGUGUUGCUUUUGUUGUUUUGGACCAAAACUUAUACAUUUCUCUUUAAAGCACAAACUCUGAUGUAAUUUGAGAGUUGCCAUACUGGGAGUGAUCUAAAAAGCAUAGGAAGUUAAUUGCCUUUUCUAUUUCCAUCUUAAAUGCACACUGCUUUUGCUAUCUAAAGUUACACAAAGAAACAGCUAAAUGGAGAGUGUGUGUGCAUGCAUGUGUGUGUCUGUACAUACUCACAUAUACGCAUAAAGCAACAUCUACUUAGAAUUAUUAAUGACCUUUAGGCAAAUAGGAGAAGAUUGCAUAUAUAUUUAGAUGAUCAGGACUCUAAUCUGUGUUGACACUUUAGAAUUACUUUAUUACAAGGUCUUCUUUUCCUUUUUCAGUAGUUAGAGUUUCUUUAAGCUCGAAAUAACAAGGAGGAGCCCAAAUAAAAUAAUCAGAUUUUACCAGCUAGAAAUAAUUAAUAAAAUGUUGCUAUGUAUACACUUAGAAAGCUCCUCUCCUUUCCAACUUGAAGUUGCUUUAAUUUGCUUGGUAGUAAUUAUUCAACUUGAAAAACUUGUGUAUCUCAUGAGCGACCACAUAACUGUAUAUAAUGAGGUUUUAUAUCCUAAAAAAAAGUCUUAAAUAUUUAUUUUA
Sus scrofa (pig) is the source of this 3574-nucleotide messenger RNA. RefSeq names its product ATP binding cassette subfamily B member 7 (gene ABCB7). The record is from RefSeq and is a predicted model, not a curated record. Gene Ontology annotation, biological process: intracellular iron ion homeostasis; transmembrane transport. Lineage: Eukaryota; Metazoa; Chordata; Mammalia; Artiodactyla; Suidae. Gene Ontology annotation, molecular function: ABC-type transporter activity; ATP hydrolysis activity; ATP binding. Gene Ontology annotation, cellular component: mitochondrial inner membrane.